Messenger RNA from Tetranychus urticae (two-spotted spider mite), 3109 nucleotides. Lineage: Eukaryota; Metazoa; Arthropoda; Arachnida; Trombidiformes; Tetranychidae. The record is from RefSeq and is a predicted model, not a curated record.
GCCAAUUUUGAUUAUAUUAUUUCACCUGUUUUGGGCGUUUUUGUUAUUGAAAUAAAACUGGAAACAAAAUCGGUGUUUACUUUAUUUUGUUUUCAUUAAGUCAGAUAUUUGUGCUUGUGAAUAAUCAUCUCAACUGAAAAACAAUAUGAUUAUAUUAACUUUGUUUGUAUUUUUAUGCACAACUGUCAUAAGUGAAGUUUUUUCAGUGAUGCCUGCGGAACUUCCGAUGAUCAUUGAAGAUGGAAAUUGGCUGAUAAAAGCGAAACUUUUAUAUGAAAAGAGUUCUCUUGAGAUAAAUAUUAUCGAGUAUGUUAAAUCUGUCAAUGGAACAAUCAGAGGCAAAAUAGAUUUUAAGAUCGAUGAUGAUGAUGUUCGAUCAAUUUUUUAUACGAAUACAAAGCGAUACAACAGAUUAUUUUUUCGUGAUCAUUACUGUAAGUCAUUCGCAUAUACUGACGAUGAUUGGAGUGAUACCUUGCCAAAUUUAUAUGAUUUUGAGUUUCUCAAUCAUUUGUUACUCGUUGGACCUUCAGUUAUAUUCAGAAUAGUUGAUUACAUACAUGUCUGGAAACCAGCUAAAGAUGAAGUUAUCAGAGGUUUUAAAGAUCAUGCUGCUAAAGGACGUCUUGAUGAACAUCUCGAUGUGUGGUUUUACUUCACAGAUGAUAAUUAUGAAACUGGAAUCAAAAAACCAAAUCAAGUCAAGUUUUACGGCUAUGAUUCACGUCUCAAUAAUCCAAAUAAAAUCUAUUGGUUUGACAUUUAUAUGAACACACGAGUUGAACAAAAUUUUGAUACAAUUGUUACGCCUAAUCCAACUGCCUACUGCCAACAAUCAGCUAUUGAUUCUCUGGCUGUACCUCGUGAACCUUUUCCUAGGAUAACAGAACAUUCGAUUCAUUUCAUUUCCAAAACCAAAAGUUUCAAUGCUGGCCCAUCAAAGAGAGAAGAAGUUUAUGCUGAUGAAAAGUAUCAAAUCCUAAACAUUAAAAGUUCAACUGAUGGAAAUAAUAAGAUUUUUACAACUGAAACCAUUUAUGAUUAUCAAUUAGGAAUUGAAUAUGAAUUGACAGAAGACGGAAAUUGUUCAGUUUCUCCAAUGAAACUAUCAGCACCGGGUUUAGUUCAGGAUUCAUCAUUGGGUUAUGACGUCUUUAAACUUGAUUUGAAUCGAUUACUCAACUUUGAUUUGAAUUAUCGCUAUUUUGGGCCAGCACUUUUUGAUGAACGGAAUGGAAUCGGAACACAUGCUUGGCAAAUAAGUGAAGAGCAGGCAAAAGUCGAGGAAAAGACAUAUCCACGUGUCGUUACUACUCAGUAUUUCAACAAGUUGACUGAUAUUACUUCUGGCUACACUCUUAUCGGCACCAAAAUCAAUGCCUAUGACACCGCGGUUCAAUUAAAUGCUUCACGGACGACCGAAUACUUCUUUUAUGGACAUGAGAUAAGCGCAUCAGAAGCAACAAGAAAGUUUAAUGUUCAAAACUGCUAUCCUGAUCCUGAAUCGAAGACUAUUUCAAUGUAUUUCACCUGUAAAGAUAUUUCUUGCGAUUACUUUGAUCAAUAUUAUUACCAAUUUCAAGACAAAGUUAAAGAAUCACUAGUCAACUCUGGAACAGUUGCUGCUUCAAGAAUCGCAAACAUUGAACCAAUAUUUAAUUCCAAUGAAAUUAUUAUUUACAUAACGAUUUUGGACUUUCCAAGAAUAAAAGAUGCAUUCGAGAUUCGAAAUAUGAAAUUAAAUGAAAAGGCUUUAACAAAGGCGUCAAAAGUCCUAAUUGAUGGGGAUGAAGAAGAUUGUUUGAUGAAAAAUUCUGAUAGAUAUGAACCUUUCGAAGCAAUUGCAUUCUGUAAGACUUUGGAUGGAUACUUGUGCCAGAGAAUCGAUGGUAAAAACGUAAAGCUUGUGGAAGAUCAAUAUCAUGGAGUUGCUUGUUCAGUUUUCAUGACUCCAUUGAAGAACUUAUUUCGCUAUAGCCAAGAAAUACCUUUGGAAAACCUCCAUGAGAGACUCAAUCACAUUAGUAUUUCAUUCAUUUCGCCUGAGAACAACAAGAUGUUUACCUUUACUCCAUAUCAUGUGACUGAUGCAGCAACUGUCAAUGACAAUGAACACGAUUCGUUAUUUGAUUCAAUCUACAGAAAUAUGAAGUUGGUUGAAGACAAAAUGAAGACGAUAUCAGUUACUGGCGCUACUGAUUCGAGUUCUUGUUACCGAAAAUGUGCCAAUUCAAAUGACAAUAAUUGUAAUUCAUUCUCGUUUUGUGUUUACAAUGAUAGAGUUGAAUGUCUUGUGUCUACCAAUGAAAAUAUUUCGCCUCAAACAAUAUCAUCUGAUACAUCGUGCAUUACCUACUUAAUUGACAAUCUACAAAAGUUCAAGAAAAUUCCGUCCAAAAGAUUUACUGAUAAUCAAAAUUCAGUAUCAUUCGAUAGUUCUCUUGGAAAAUGUGCUUCUUUUUGUUACAAUUCUGAUUCAUGUAAAUCAUUCCAAUUCUGUUCUGGCUCAUGCAGUAUGGCAGGUCAUUACACGGAUGCAGCAAGUGAUUACAGUGAAGACUGUGAUAUUUAUAUUCCAAAAGUAUUGGAUAGGUUUGAAGUAACUGGGACAUUAGUUGUCCAGGACUUUUUUCUCACUGAAAUGAACCUCAAUGCCGAUCAAUGUGCUGCUCUUUGCCAUGAUUGGAACGAUAAAGAAGUCACUUGUCACUCUUUCAAUUAUUGCCCAGCACAUGCUAAAAGGUUGAGUACUUGUCAACUAUCUAAGUAUUAUCCAAGUCAUGAUGCUGAUGUGAAACUUGUUCAUUCGGAUUCUUGUCAAAAUUACGAAAGGAGUAAGCAAAGAUUGAUUGACCAACAAAAAAACAACGCAAUCACUAAAAGUACGCAUUUCGGUACAAUUUUUGGUUCAAUCGUGUUAUUCGCGGCAGCUGGACUCAUUAUUGGUGUUGUUGUUGCUUUUGUCAUCACUAAAUUUUUUUCUGGCAAGAAAAAUGAUUCAUCUGAGUUUUACAAUCGUCACAUAUUCAGUUGGGAUAAACAGUUAAAUGAAGAUUAAUUGUAAAUGCUAAUUAUGUUUUAAUAAGUGAAUAAAAAUGAACAAUAUGAA